GCAUAACUUACAAGAUGGGUUAUUGGGAGGAUCUCAUGAAAGAAUGGGAUAGUUGGCAAGGGAUUAGGAGCUUGUGAACACAGACCCUACCCCGUACCACCAGCCAGGGUCUGAUCUUGGCCUUCAGUCAUGGGUUACGAUAGAGCCCGUUUCCUGGGGGACGUGGAUGAAGAUCUCAUCUGCCCCAUCUGCCGCGGCGUUCUGGAGGAGCCGAUGCAGGCCCCUAACUGCGAGCAUGCCUUCUGUAAUAACUGCGUCUCCCAGGGGUCAUCUUGGCAGCAGACGUGCCCUGUGGAUGGAAGCGUGGUGACGGGCCCCCACCUGCGCCCCAUCCCCCGAAUUAUGCGGAACAUGCUGUCCAAACUUCAGAUCACCUGCGACAAUGCCGUCGCCGGUUGCAGCGCCAUCCUGAGGCUCGACAGCCUCAUGGCUCACCUCACCAACUGCGAGCAUAACCCCAAGUGCCCUCUGGUCUGCAAGCAUGGCUGUGGCCUCGAGAUGUCCAAAGGGGAGCUGUCCAACCACAACUGCAUCAAGUAUCUACACUCCAUGGUCCAACAGCAGGAGAUGCAUAUCGCCGAGCUGGAGAAGACAUCAGCCCAGCAGAAAUAUCAGUUGGCAGAACAGAAGCGAGAUAUUCAGCUGCUGAAGGCCUAUGCCCAGGUCCUCCAAAAAGCCAACCCCAGCCUUCGGGAAAUGGAAGAAUUCAGCCAGCACAAUGAGACCCUACAGGAGGUGAACUCCUUGCAGCCAGAAAGAAUGACCAGCCAGGAGAGCAAGCGCUCCACCCCAAAUCCUUCACACCAACAAAUGAUUAAGACCUCAUCAAUAGAGAGUGACUGUCGUGCCAUCGCUAAUAAGCUGAGGAAGAACACCACCAAGAGCAGCCGACCCUUGGGCCUGAACACGCGAGAGAUGGGUCAGAUAACAGGGCGGUUUGGGGACUACAUGGCCAAGCAUGUCACUGGUGAGACGGCCAUGGUGGCUAAUGUUUGGGACAAAGAUCAUACGGAUGAGGACCAAAGGCCAGAGCCUGGGUCUGGCAUGACGUCUGCUCUCUGGUGUCUAGGAAAUGAAUGGAACCAACAUUGAGGCUCUCAAGAAAUGGAUGGGCAAAACCCAAUGUGUCUGGGUGGAGAAUCAUCAUAGGAGUCCCAGUCCAAUAUGCCUACCUUUUGUGAUGCUGAGUGACCCUCCAGGACCUAAUGUACCACCAUGACCACCAUGACCACCACAUGGUGGCAACAGGCUUUGCUUUUCCCAAGAGGUUAACAAAACCCUUUGGCAAGUUGAAAGUGUAAAAUUAAAGUGAGGAACUAACAACAAA
This is a messenger RNA of Monodelphis domestica (gray short-tailed opossum), 1327 nucleotides long. Its product is annotated as E3 ubiquitin-protein ligase NRDP1. Gene Ontology annotation, molecular function: ubiquitin protein ligase activity. Gene Ontology annotation, cellular component: plasma membrane signaling receptor complex. NCBI's taxonomy places the organism in Eukaryota, Metazoa, Chordata, Mammalia, Didelphimorphia, Didelphidae. The record is from RefSeq and is a predicted model, not a curated record. Gene Ontology annotation, biological process: regulation of canonical NF-kappaB signal transduction; protein ubiquitination.